This is a messenger RNA of Metarhizium album ARSEF 1941, 1215 nucleotides long. RefSeq names its product 2,6-dihydropseudooxynicotine hydrolase. The record is from RefSeq and is a predicted model, not a curated record. The transcript has a single exon. Lineage: Eukaryota; Fungi; Ascomycota; Sordariomycetes; Hypocreales; Clavicipitaceae. The coding region runs from base 1 to 1215 and encodes 404 amino acids.
AUGCAGCUCAGCGCCGACCCCGACUUCCACUACGAGAUCCUGCGCGUCAUGUCCUUGGCACCGUACCAAGGCGCCGACCUGGGAGAAGUCCUCGUCGCCGCGCAAAAGAUUCAACCCAAAGACGUGGAAAGCUUCUACGGCGCAUUCAACGGCCUCGCCACGCGCGUCGACAAGACGGCCCGGGCCAUGGACGCCAGAAAGAAGCCAAUCUCGGCGCGCCAGCACUUCUUCAAGGCAGCAACGUACUACCGCUCCGCCGACUUCUUCCUACACGGCAACGGGAGCGACCCGCGCAUCGACAGCCUCUGGGAGAAGCACCUGGCGGCAUUCAACUCCGCGAUUGCCCUGCUCCCCACGCCGGGGCGGCGCAUCUCGCUCGGCGCCAGCAACGACAGCUUCACCAUCCCGGCCAUCUUCUACGGCUGCGGCAUGCCGGGCCCCCGUCCAACCUUGAUCCUGGGCAACGGGUACGACGGCGCUCAGGAGGAAAUGUACCACGUCAUCGGGCAGGCGGCCCUCGAGCGAGGAAUCAACGUCAUGACCUACGAAGGACCGGGCCAGCCGAGCGUCCGCCGCGAGCAGAACCUCGGCUUCAUCCCCGACUGGGAAAAAGUCGUCACGCCCGUCAUCGACCACCUGCUCACGCGGCCCGAGGUCGACCCCCGCGCCAUCGGCCUGCUGGGCUACUCAAUGGGCGGAUAUCUCGCGCCCCGGGCGGCCGCGUUUGACCACCGGCUCGCUGCCGUGCUGGCCGUCGACGGCGUGUACGACUACGGCGCGGCCAAUCUGGACAAGUUUCCCGAAAGAAUGAGGGCGAUAUUCAAGGCUGGCGACGCGACGCUCUUCAAUCGCCUUGUUGAGCAGCGGCUGGCCGAUCCGGCUGCCACGACGGCCGCCGUCUGGGGAGUCCAGCAGGGCCUGUGGUCGUUUAACGUCGAGACACCGUUUGAGUGGAUGACGAAGCUCGAGGACUACACCUUGGCGAGCGUGCUUCCCAAGAUACGGACGCCCGUGUUUGUGGCACAGGCGGAGCGGGAUGAUGUGAUUCCCGGACAGAGCCGGCUCCUCGCCGAGAAGCUGGGCGAGCUGGCUACACACCAUGUUUUCGAGAGCGUCGAUGGAGCCGCGUACCAUUGUUCCGUCGGGGCAAGUGUAUUGCAAAACCAUGUGUUGCUGGAUUGGUUUGAGGACGUGUUGCAGAGGCGUAGCAGGUAG